AUGCCACACUUUUACGACUCUUUCCCGCCUCAUCUUCAAGAAUGGGCACUUGAACAGUCCGUCUUCUUUACAGCCUCUGCGCCCACCUACGGACGGCACAUCAAUCUCUCCCCGAAAGGCGUACCGUCCAGCACUCUCGCCAUCUUUGACGAAAAUCAUGCCGCUUACUUGGACCUCACCGGCUCCGGGACGGAGACAAUCUCACACAUCUACGAGAAUGGACGGCUCACAAUUAUGUUUUGCAGCUUCUCAAGCAAGCCUCGCAUUCUGCGACUCUUCUGCACCGGGCGGGUAGUGGAGCAUGAUCAUCCGGCCUUCCAAGAAACCAUAGCUGCUAUGAAACUCGCGGAGAUUCCAGGAACAAGAGCGGUAGUGUUGUUGGACAUCUGGAAGGUUCAAACCUCUUGCGGCUAUGCGGUGCCUGUCGUCGAGAGCAGCGACUUGGGUGAGACUGAGAAAGCGAUAGAGCCAGGGGCGGUAGAGAAAGGAGAGCUCAAGCAGGCGUCCCGUAGGGGAUUCGACGACAGGCAUAUGCUCGAGAAAUGGAUGGUCAACAAAAUCGAAAAGAAAGCACUUGGCGAGUAUCGGAUCAAAUGGAACAGCCGGAGUCUGGACGGACUGCCCGGGUUGCGGGCAGCUCGCCGGAUGAAAGGCGAAAGCGUGUGGAUUGGGGAUGCUCGUGCUCGCGCAUACAAUGCUCUCUACCAUCCGAUGGCCGUGAUGUUGGGCAUGAUUCUGGGCGUCGUUCUAACUUUGGCUGUCUUGCAGUCAUCAUCGUCUGGUACUCUCAACGUGGACAAGACGCUUGCAACGCUGUACUUAGUGCUUCGUCGCCUGUCAUUGAUGGUGGAAAGAAGUUGGACUGUCGUUUCCGAAGGGUUCGGAAGAUAG
Molecule: messenger RNA, 891 nt
Organism: Neohortaea acidophila
Lineage: Eukaryota; Fungi; Ascomycota; Dothideomycetes; Mycosphaerellales; Teratosphaeriaceae
Exons: 2
Coding region: 1-891 (296 amino acids)
Source: RefSeq, a predicted model, not a curated record